CUGCUGGGGGAGGGGCAGAGGGCGCUCUACCUGGACGUGAUGCGGGAGAACUACGACACGCUGGCCUCCCUGGGUGAGAAGCAGGCCGGAGCCGGCUGACGGGGGGACGGGAGGCCGGGUCAGCACCACGUGGGUCCUGAGUCGCUCUGCACCCCGGGACCCACCGGGCCUUGGGCUUUGUUUACACAAUGAGGUGGCGUCGAGAGCCUUGUGCUGAGCUGGGGGCCUCGUGGGUCUUUUAUGCUGUCGUUUCUGUGGACCGUACUAGGGUGCUGGGUGUGAUCCAGUGGGGGCCCGAACAAACUGGCAAAACAACACUGGUUCCCGAGGUUCUGACCGUCCCUGGGGUUUGGGUGGUCAUACGGACACACACGUGCACGGGUGCGUGGAUGGCAGGUGCCUGGGCUGCUGGCGUGAUCGCGUGUGGGAGGGCGGAGGCCGGCUCCCACUCCCGGGGGGGACCGUCCCUCUUUUCCUUCGCAGGGACAGUGGACCUGCUGCCCCUCUCUGCCUUCCUGUGUCCCUCGGAGCCUGGAGGAGCCGUGGGGGGCGGGGGCUGUGCUGCUGAUGGGCAGGACUCUCCGCGGGGAGGAGGGCCCCUGGGAGGAGCCCCCCAGCACAGCCUGCAUCUCAGCGCCCUGGUGCAGCUGGUGAAGGAGAUCCCAGAGUUCCUGUUUGGGGAAGUCAGCCCUGAGAGCGGGGGAGCCAGCCUGGACGGGGAGGGGGCGAGCCCCGAGGCAGCAGCUGUGAUGGGGGAUACUUGCCCUCUCCGAGGCUUGCUCGGCUGCCUUCCUGACACACCUGUUGGCCGGCCUGGCCUGGCCACUAUGCCCAGCGGCAGCUCAUCCAGCAGCCCGCCCAGAGCCAGGGGGCAGGGGAGCCCCCUUCCCAUCAAAACUGCUGACACGCCAAGGCCUGUGGAGGAGGAAAGCCCAGGAGCCCCCAGCCAGGAGCCUAGCCCUCCUACCCGUAGUCCCAGCAGGCAGAAGAGCCACAGGAAUCAGGAGACAGGGGCCACGGGGACAGGAGCUGCGGGAAUCUCUCCUGGGAACAACCCCUUGCAAGGCCUCAUCAACUACCUGAAGGAAAUCCUCGAGCCCGGGCCCCAGCACCCCGAGCAGCCCCUGAGCUUACCGCCACCAGUCGCCGGCCUGGGUGCGACCCAGCUGACCAGAGCAGAGCUGCAGCCCGGGAGCCCGCCCUGGGCAGACAGAGACAGCCUCAGGAGAUUGUCCCCUCCAGAGUCUGCUGAACUGUCUGAAGGAGAUCCCAGAGGCCCGGGACAAGCAACCCAGCCCCUCAGGAGCAAGGGACCCACGGCUGCAGGAGGACCCAGGGGCCUGGAAAAGGAAUUCUGGAGGCCUCAUGAGGGGCUUCCCACAGGGCCCCGCCCCCUCCAGACCCCUCCCCCCGGGCCUGGAGCUGGCAGCGUGCUCUCUGCAGUGAAGGUGGAGGACGGCUGGGCCCGGGGGCCCCCGGAGCCCGCAUCCUGUCAGCUCAGCAAGCGGACCCACGGCCCUUCUGCCGCGGGCAGCCCUGGGGACAAUGGAGGCACCGCCUGGGUCCGAGUGCCCAGCUGGGGCUCUGCAGCUCGAGCCGGCAGCGCCUCGAGCUCACCCCUGGAAGCCCUGGAGGCCUGUCUGAGGGGCAUCCCCCUGAGUGGGUCGUUACCUUCCCAGCCGCCAGCCAGCUCUUGGUCCCGGAGCCCCCAGCCAGGAGACCCUGGGUCUCAGAGGCCCGAGCUGCAGCGCCUCGGAUCACAGAGCAAAGGCUCCCAAGGCACCCCCGCCAGCUUCUCUUCGUCCAGCAGCAUUGACGGGGACCUGGAUUUCCAGAGCCCUGAGGGCAGCCAGGGGCAUCGGCCUGGAAAAGGAAGCCCCGUGGGAAGCUCCCCGCUCCAGGGCCUGGAGAACUGCCUCAGAGAGAUACCUGCACCUGGGCCGCAGCCCACCUGGUCCUGCUCCUCGGCAGGGCACAGGGGGCCGUGGAGAGUGGAGCCCAAGAACUGGACGGCAGGCAUGGAAGGACUGAGGGGCGAGGCCUGGGAGCCAGCCCACCUGGGACAGCGAGGGGGUGACGUGCCCACCAGGAGCCUCCGCCUGGCCAGCCCACAGGCACUUGCCUCUGGCACCAUCCCUGCCUGCCACCAGCGAGGUCCCAAGGACCCCGGGGCCGCCAGGCCAGGACCGUGGAGGUGGCUCCCAGAUGGGCCAGCCACCAAGCCCUCCCCACUCCACUGCCUGGAGAACUCUCUGAAGGGGAUUUUGCCCGGGGGGCCCUUGCGCUUCACCUGCCUGGCCGACCCUGUCCCGGGCCCCAGCCCCAGCCCCAGCUCCAGCUCCAGCUCCAGCUCCAGCUCCAGCAUCAGCAGCUCAGAAGGAGAAGACCCAAGGCUGGAGCCAGAGCUCUGGCAGCCCCUCCUGCAGGAGGGGGACCGCCUUCCCAGCUGCAAGGGCCUUGGCCCUCCUUCCCCACGCCCUGGCGGCCCUCGCACUGGCAGCAGCCCUGGUGAAGGCCAGAGAAGAGGCAAGACCGGGGACCACCGUGGUCUCAGUGCAGCAGGAAAAGCAGAAGAGAAGGUGAGAGGCUGGUCCCAUCCGCCCUGGAGAGAAGUGUGCUUGGAGAACCUGGGCCCGCCUGGCCCCCUGGGCAGCGCCGGCGGAGGUCAUGUCCAAAUACCCCCGGUCAGAGUGGCUCUGGGAAAACGAUGUGUAUCCACACCGCAAAUGCUCUGUGCUCUUCCUGCGGGGGCAGCUGUGGGUCCCCGCCCUGCCUUUCAGCUGGAGAAGAGGUUGGGGUCUGGGCCCUGCCAGCCUCCUGGGUCAGCCUGUGGGCCCCUGUCCUGGAAUCCGACGGCUGGUGAAGAGUUCAGGGGCCUGAGGCCCGGAGACGGAAGCCCAGGUGUUACAGCCGGGACCCACCCGAGGCCCCUUCCCGGAGAUCCGCCUGGGCCUCCCCCCGGAGCCGCCAUCCCUUGGGCUAUGCCGCGCGCCUCCCCGCGGCCACCGUGCCCCUGCGGGAGUUCCCUGCAGCACGAGCUCCGCAGCCUCGGUGCCGCCCUCUCGGAGAAGCUGGAUCGGCUGGCCGGGGCCCUGGCCGGCCUGGCUCAGGAAGUGGCCGCCGUGAGAACCCAGGUGGAUCGGCUGGGGCGGCGCCCGUGGGGCUCGGGGACGAAGGGCCUCCUCCGGGGCCCUCGCUGGACCGGUGGCCCUGCUCACAGACACGCGCCCUACUGGAGGCACAAGGGCCCCCGCAGGCCGAGACCGAAGAUCUUGCGGGGCCAGGCGGAAGGCUGCAGGGCUGGCGACUCCUCAGCCCUGGCCAGCGCGAAGCCCCGCCUGAUGCCUCAGCUGCCCCCGGACGUGCCCCUGGCAGAGGCUUCUGGGCCCAGCUCUGGCCCUCUCUCCUCGGCAUGCGGCAGCCCCGCUGUGCUGACCGUGUGUCACCCCCUCGGACGCCCGGAGGGCCACCGGAGCCCCCCGCCCCCUUUGCUGCCUGCUGUCCCACCCCCCCAGGUGGCCGCCAGUGCAGCAGAGCCUCGGGCUGCAGCAGCGGCACCACCCAGGACCCUGAAGUGGCCCAAGGAUCCAAGCAGCCUGUUGGCAGGGCUCCAGAGAGCCCUUGAUGGGGAGCUGUGGGGUGGGGAGCACAGGGACCCCGCGUGGGGGUCCCCUAGCCGCCAUCUUAAUGGGCUGCAUCCUGCCGAGGAUGCCCCACCCCUGGCCGCCUCUUCCGGGGGCCGGCCUCCGCCCUCGGCCCCCUGCAGCAGAACCUUCCCCGUGUCUGGACUAUGAGGGGGCCGGGGAUCUGCCCUUGGCCUGACCGCCCCAGACUCCAGGAUGCCCGUUGCUCAGGGAGGUGCGUUCCCCAGCCACGCCUCUGGCUUUCUUGACUCAGGUUCGUUUAGAUGUCGCUCCCACUCCUGCCCUUCCCGCUGGAACUGCCAGGGCCGGCAGGGGGUGGUAUGCGUACACGCGCGUGCACGCCACGUUGCCAGGGCGCUGCGAGCCACUGCAGGGACGCCACGCAGGAGAGCACCUCUUCCCACCUGCCGUCCUGACCUCAGCGCUGAGAAGCCGUGGCUGUCCUCUUCCUGGCGGAUGGGGGCUUAGCUUUCAUUUGGGGCAGAACUCCGACCCCUGGUCUAAUCUGGAUAUACCUGUGUGGAUUCUAAAAUUACCGACCCUGGUUGCUAAGGAAAAGGCCCAUGGCUCCUACAGAAAGGAGCCCAGAGGGGCCACACCAGGGCGUGGCUGAUGGGUUGUUACCAGCACUGGGGACAAGCCUGCCCUCCCAGAGCCUACAGAGAAUCAGCAACCCCCCUACCCCGCCCCCGCACACGACUCCCUUGUGUUUUAGAUGUGGCUUCUGUAAACAGCCUACGGUCGGAUUUUGUCUUAAUCCAGCCUGACAAAUUUGGUCCUUUGCUCAGAGCCCUUAAUCCAUUUAUGUGCAAAAUGAUUGCUGAUACAUUGA
This is a messenger RNA of Mesoplodon densirostris (Blainville's beaked whale), 4476 nucleotides long. RefSeq names its product KRAB-A domain containing 1 (gene KRABD3). Gene Ontology annotation, biological process: regulation of DNA-templated transcription. The record is from RefSeq and is a predicted model, not a curated record. Lineage: Eukaryota; Metazoa; Chordata; Mammalia; Artiodactyla; Ziphiidae. The transcript is spliced from 16 exons. Bases 189 to 3794 code for a protein of 1201 amino acids.